AUGCCGGGCCCCUAUCUGUUCGUCCUCGCUCCGUCGCGUCCGUGCCGCUUACCGAUGGCUCGGUCCCCGCCUCUUUCCCCCUCCCAAGUCCGGGCUAAAGCUGGUGCGAACGGGAAGCUCCCGGCCCGGCGGACUAACUGGAGCACCGACGCUGCAGCCGGUUGGGCCAGUGCCCUUUCCCGGCAUCCUGACAAAAACAGAGAUCCUGGGGCCUCGGACAAGUUCAUCCAGAUCAGCAAGGCUUACGAGAUUCUCUCCAAUGAAGAAAAGAGAUCAAAUUAUGAUCACUAUGGCGAUGCCGGCGAGGACCAGCGCCAGCAGCAGCGGCGAGAGUAUCGCUUCCGCCAUUUUCAUGAAAAUUUCUAUUUCGAGGAAUCCUUUUUUCACUUUCCUUUCACCUCGGAACGGCGGGACCCGCUUGAUGAAAAGUACUUCCUGCACCUGUCCCACUACGUGAACGAGGUGGUUCCUGACAGCUUCAGGAGGCCGUACCUCAUAAAGGUCACGUCGGACUGGUGCUUCAGCUGCACCCACAUCGAGCCCAUCUGGAGAGACGCGGUUCAGGAGCUGGAGGCGCUGGGUGUGGGCAUCGGCGUGGUCCACGCGGGGUACGAGCGGCGCCUGGCCCACCACCUGGGGGCCCACAGCACACCCUCCAUCCUGGGCGUCAUAAACGGCAAGGUCUCCUUCUUCCACAACGCCGUGAUCCAGGAGAACCUGCGGCGCUUCGUGGAAAGCCUGCUCCCGGGGAGCCUGGUGGAGAAGGUUACAAGUAAAAACUAUGUCCGAUUCCUCUCCGGCUGGCGGCAGGACAAUAAGCCACGCGUCCUUCUGUUUGACCAGGGGCCCUCUGUGCCGCUGCUCUACAAGCCUGCCGACGGGCGAGCCCCUGGUUCACAGCCCGAGGCACAGAGGCACCGAAGCCCGUCCGCCCGGCCCCUGCCCUCCUCCUGGGCCCCGCGCUGUGGGCCCCGCACUGCUGGCACCGCCACUGUCACGUGA
Fukomys damarensis (Damara mole-rat) is the source of this 1002-nucleotide messenger RNA. Its product is annotated as dnaJ homolog subfamily C member 16-like. NCBI's taxonomy places the organism in Eukaryota, Metazoa, Chordata, Mammalia, Rodentia, Bathyergidae. The transcript is spliced from 7 exons. The record is from RefSeq and is a predicted model, not a curated record. The coding region runs from base 1 to 1002 and encodes 333 amino acids.